Coregonus clupeaformis (lake whitefish) is the source of this 2636-nucleotide messenger RNA. Its product is annotated as G2/M phase-specific E3 ubiquitin-protein ligase-like. The transcript is spliced from 8 exons. Gene Ontology annotation, molecular function: ubiquitin-protein transferase activity. The coding region runs from base 658 to 2007 and encodes 449 amino acids. The record is from RefSeq and is a predicted model, not a curated record. Lineage: Eukaryota; Metazoa; Chordata; Actinopteri; Salmoniformes; Salmonidae. Gene Ontology annotation, cellular component: nucleus.
ACACGUGAGAAUGAAGUGGGAGGUAUCCACUGUCCAUUCAUAUGUCCCACAUCACUGUCGAUCCUGCAUAGGUACUAUAGGCCUUUACUGAAGUGGCACGGUCAUCCAGAACCAACUUAAAGAACUCCAACACGUUUCGGCAUCUAGCCUUUGUCAGGGAGUCAAAUAGAUGUAAUGAGAGACACUGGGUUUUUUCUAGUGGUAAUCCACCAAUAGGAAACAUGGGACACAUCCAUAUACAUAAUGUUUACAUGAUUUGACUAUUGUAGGCCUGAAGGACACCUACUGGUUUUAAGAUGUCUACAACACCCACUCUAGCCCAGAACACCUUGGACACUAGAAAAGACCCAUUGUCUCUCAUUUCAUCUGUUUGACUCGCUGACGAAGGCUAGAUGCAAAAACGCAUUAAAGUUCUUUUAAAUUGGUUCUGUAUGGCUUGGCCACUUGCAAUACAAGCAUUUUAAUAGUUAAAAAAUAGUAGUUUGAGCUUUAUUUUAUUUUAUACCUUUUCCAUUAAAAAAGAAACUCAAACUAACUCAGAUUUGAGUCCAGGAAGCGCUCCUAUCCACAUGUUCUCAAAAUAAUCUUUUUUUUAAAUACAUCUUUCUGUUCCCUCUACUACUACAUGCUACUCAAAGCUACAUUAUAGCCUUUAUCAUGGAGCUAAUCAUUUUAAUAUGUUUUAUCAUGUUUCAGAGAUGCACAGGACAAUCAACAACUCAGCCAGGACAGAUAGUAAUAUCUGAUGCUGAGGAUCUGGAUCCACCGGAAGCAAAUCCAGAAAAAAUGUCUUGCUACAGUAAAUACACAGACCUGUAUUCACCAAAUGUUGAGCAGGAGGACGAAGAGCCGGUUGCUGUCAAUGUGAAGAAUUUCCAACACACAGCAAUGGAGGAGACGGACAUUGCAUUACCUGACAUCGUAGCAAACCUGUCUCUUCCUAUUGAUCAUAAAAAAGUCAGCCGGUUUAACAUCUCAAGGGCUAAUGUUUGGGAUGGGGCAGUCAGAGGUUUCAAGCGUACAACAUAUUCUGAAACCUGUGACAUGCUGGUGAAAUUUACUGAUGAUACUGGUGUUCUGGAAGAGGGAAUUGACACUGGUGGUCCAAGACGAGAGUUUUUAACUCCACUGAUGAAACACCUAAAAGACCGGCCCAUUUUUGAUGGACCAGAAGGACAUCGGUUCUUGGUCUACAAUGCAAAGGCUGUUAGGGAGGAUGAAUACUACUUGGCAGGAAAGAUGAUUGCUGUGCCAGUUGUGCAUGGAGGUCCAGGACCCCAUUUCCUGUCAGAAGAUCUUGUACAUUAUCUUGCAGGCCAGCCUUCAUUCAAAGCAACAAAUAAUUUAAUAACUGAUGAAGAAAUAGGGAAAGCUUUGCAAGAGAUUGAGAAUGCUGCUUCAUUGGAUGCUCUGCAAGAAUGUAUGAUGAGACACAGCACAAUGUUACAGACAGCAGGUUGUCUGAGACAUGUGGCUACUGUGGAAGAAAAUAAAGAAAUCGUGUCAGACUACCUCCAAUGGUAUAUCAUUGACUGCAACUCAUCUGUAAUUGACAGAUUCAGAGAUGGUCUUUCAACCCUGGAGUUUUUGACUGCACUACAGCAACACCCUACUUUGCUGGCCCCUGUCAUGUGCCACUCUGAAAGGCGACUCACUGCUUUUGAACUUGAGAGACUCUUCAAACCUGACCUCAGUCCUUCGGGGAGUAAUCGAAGACUUAAAGAAAGUCAAACCAUGGCCUACUGGGCAGACUAUCUCCUUGAUUGUGAAGAAGGCCAGGCUGCUGUGUCUGUGGAAGAUGUUUUGAUGUUUGCUACUGGGCUGUCUUCACUUCCCCCAUCUGGCUUGGAACCACUGCCACAAUUAGAGUUCCUGGAGGACUCUGCAUUCCCAAUGGCAAAUACAUGUUCAAACUCCUUGAGAUUACCACUCCUAGACUCAUACACUUUGUUUAAGUCACAAAUGGACUUUGGAAUUCAAAAUAGUCCAGGAUUCGGCUGUUUCUAAGCUAUAUGAUGGAUGACCCCUAGAGUUAAGACUCUGAAAAAGUUGUUGUUGUUAAAGGUUAGGGUUGGACAUCAUUUAGAUUUUAACGAUUCUGAUUCCAAUUCCGAUUCUUCCUUUUGAUUCCGGUUCUUAUCGAUUCUCGAUUCCGAUUCUUUGAGUGGUGGAGUUGAAACGGGUCACAUGCUUAUUUCACAAAUAAGAGGAAAGUUUUAUUUUGAUUCAAAGGUGGGUUGCAGUUUGACGGGGCUUUUUCGAUGUAAAAUAAAGCCACACUAGAGCACCGCUUACUGUGCUCCAUGGCUGCAACACAACAAGCACCUGGCCGCUACAGAAACCAAAACUUACGCAUGUUAAAUUUGGAACCCAUGAUCAGAUUUGAAACCCAAUCCUCCAAAACGAUUCCAAUAAAGAAACAAUUCCGAUGGAAUCGUAAUUUUUAACUAUUCCAAGUAGGAAUUGGUUCUUGAUGCCCAACCCUAUUAAAGGUGCACUUUUAAAGUGCAGUUGCCAAAGUUGUUUUUAUAAUGUUACUGUAUGUGAGCAUGUUCUUUUCUCACAGUAAACAUUUUGAAAAUGUUUUAGAUCCAUUACUCUCAAUACUACAAAAGUGUAAUAAAUACUGAUUACUA